AUGAGGAAGCCAGAAUCAGGAAGAAAGAAUCAUGUGGAAGAUCACAAAUCUUCAGCUGUGAAGUAUGCUUGGUCAUCUGCUCUGGAUGAUUUAAUGCUUGUAAAGGAUCCAAGAACUGUUUCUGGGAGAAAGAAACAGGUUGCUAGAUUUCCACAAUCUUGGCCUUCUGAAGGUCACAAGAACAAAAAGUUCAGGAAAAUACCAGGUCAGUACUCGGGUUACAUUGAAUCUCAUGUGUCUGAGAUAUUGUUUAAGGUUCCAAUCGAAGUUAUGGUAUUUUACAUUCUUGUAGUCUACAUGUUGGAGGCAUGGCGAGGAUCCUCUCGGAUUCUGGUUCUCCUCGUUGUCUAA
Molecule: messenger RNA, 351 nt
Organism: Fraxinus pennsylvanica
Lineage: Eukaryota; Viridiplantae; Streptophyta; Magnoliopsida; Lamiales; Oleaceae
Source: the annotation of a GenBank genome assembly